AUGAAUGUACCUGUAGUACAAUCAACUAUUUUACCUGGUGAUAUGCUUGCAGCCAAAAUACGCACCUAUCUUUCUCAUCCGGUGACAUGGCAACCAUCAGCAGAUCAACAUCGUCUAAUCGGACAUAUGGUUUUACAUAAAGCGAAUGGUACAAAAGGAGAUCUUGGCUUAAAAGUUGUUGGAGGUCGACGAUCAGAUACCGGUCGUUUAGGCGCAUUUAUCACACGAGUAAAGCCUGGAUCUGUUGCUGACACUGUUGGUCAUCUUCGACAGGGUGAUGAAGUAUUAGAAUGGAAUGGUCGUCAGUUACAAAAUGCCACCUUUGAUCAGGUCUAUGAUGCGAUAAAUUCCUCAAAAAAUGUUACACAAGUUGAAUUGAUCGUUUCACGUUCAAUGAGUGCACCGGGUGGUGAUGAUUUCCUGAAUGUACAAAGGAUGUUACCAAAUCCGGCAUUCCUUCCAACCGGAGGAUCAGAAAUCGGUGAUUAUUAUCUAAGCAAUUCAUUAGAUCCAAGUGUUUUUUCGCAUUCGCAAUCCGGAAUGGCUUCAUUGCAUAUGCAACCUGUUAUUAAUGCACCUUCAAAUUACCACCCAGCGUUGAUACGUAAAGCAACCGAUUCGUCGUUGUACGAUAUUGCUGGUCCAUCGCGAGUAAUUGCAUCUGACGAUUAUUGUGGAAUGCAAUUUGGAAGAGGACAGAUAUUCGGACGAAUUGAGAUUUCCUUAUAUCAUGGUGCUGCAGAAAGGCAGCUUGUAGUCACGGUGAGACGUGCAGUGGAUUUGCCGCCUCGACCAGAUGGUGCCGCUCGUAAUCCGUACAUCAAAUUAUUUCUUUUGCCGGAUCGAAGUGAAAAAAGUCGUCGUCAAUCUGCGGUACUCGUGGAAACAUGCAAUCCAAUUUGGAACGAACCAUUUUACUAUCACGGUCUCACCAAAUCAAUGCUAAUGGAACGUGUUCUGGAGGUGACAGUAUGGGAUUACGAUCAAUACGAGACAAAUUCAUUUAUGGGUGAAGUGCUGAUCGAUUUUACGAUUGCCCACUUAGACGAUGAACCAUUUUUGUAUACACUGGUUGAUAUGGAUGAAGAUAAUCCACUUAGAGCGAAGCUACAACAACGUCGUCUUAACAUUUAUUACGCGUCUACACGUCCACAAAGUGAAUUGGGAUAUUAUCCGAACAUUCAUCAACAACGAGCAGCCGAUUACAGGACAACUUAUGAAGCGUAUCACCCUGGAUCACGACAGCAACAUAUGAUGCAUCCAAAUUACGGGAUGCGUCGAUCACGGACAUAUGAUCGAAGCGGAACACGAAUUGAAGAGGACUGGACAGUGGUAUAUCCAUCAGGAUACUUAUCCGAUCAUGGUUACAGUAAUCAUAUGCCUGUUCGCUACUCACAUCGAGAACGAAGACCGCGAUCUGCUAUAGCAAUGCGUCCAUUAUCAGAUAUGCGAACUUGCAAUCGAAAUUUGCCACCAGCUCCAUGGGCUGCAGAUGAAGACAGUGGUCAACAGAUGACAGUUCCACAUCCAGCACAAGAACUAACAAGGUUUUCUCGAGAUCCGCGACUACCCAAUGAGCGAUUAAGAUUAGAGGCAAUGCAUGAGCAACAACCUGGAUAUGGAAGUGAUGGAUCGGAAACAUUAAGUAUACAUUCAGCACAGAGUAUGCCUGCAAGGCAGCCAACGCGACGUAUAACUAACGGUGAAAGUGAGCAGGUAAGUAUGAAUCAACAAAUGGAUGAUAACGGGGAAGAAUAUAUCGAAGAAGGAGCUGUAAGUGAUUCUGUGGUGGCUAAAGGAAACGUUGCGACAGCUAUCAAGGAUCGGAAGAAAAGUUUGAUGACAAGGCUUAUUCCGGGCAGAAAUGCUCCACUUGAAGUCAAAAGAACAGGAUUUCAACGAUCAGAAGAAGUAGGUGUACCGGAAGGUUUAACCGUAUCCGGUGAUUAUCUUCAAACUCCUUUCAUGAAGCAAACUUCAAAGGAAUCAACUGAUUCAUCUCACAGUGAUAAUUGGGGACCUAUUUUGACCGAUGGUCCACUGGGCAGUUUUGUUGAUAGUUUAGGACCUGGCCAGGUUGUGGGCCGACAAGUUUUAGCAAGUCCAGUGCUUGGCGAAAUACAAAUCAGUAUAGCGACAGGUAGAGCAGGCAUUGAUGUCGAAAUUAUUAGUGCUAAAAAUCUUGUGGUCAAGCCAGGUGUAAAAGUUAAUCCAGCUUCAUAUGUGAAAGUAUUUUUAUUGGAAGGUAAACAAUGCAUAGCGAAAGCGAAAACACGUGCAAUAAGAAGGACCACUGCACCAGUAUUUCAGCAACAUAUUGUUUUCUCUGAAACGCCACGAAAGAAAAUGCUUCAGUUAACAGUUAUGGCUGAUUACGGUAGAAUGGAACGAAAAUCAUUCAUGGGUGUUGCACAAAUCCGAUUGGAUGAUUUAGAAUUGAGUGCUGAACCGAUGGUUGGUUGGUACAAGCUAUAUCACAGUUCAAGUCUAGCUGGUACCGGACCAGUUCGUAAAGAUAGUGAUACAAGUUUAACAGAAAUAAAGCAGUGA
This is a messenger RNA of Cercopithifilaria johnstoni, 2550 nucleotides long. NCBI's taxonomy places the organism in Eukaryota, Metazoa, Nematoda, Chromadorea, Rhabditida, Onchocercidae. The record is from the annotation of a GenBank genome assembly.